Molecule: messenger RNA, 2456 nt
Organism: Xyrauchen texanus (razorback sucker)
Lineage: Eukaryota; Metazoa; Chordata; Actinopteri; Cypriniformes; Catostomidae
Product: acyl-CoA:lysophosphatidylglycerol acyltransferase 1-like
Cellular component (GO): endomembrane system
Molecular function (GO): acyltransferase activity
Source: RefSeq, a predicted model, not a curated record
GGCCUGAAGGAGGUUCAGAAUAACGGCGCAAAGAUCAUCAUCCUGGAGGAGGCCCUGCGAAUACAUGUCGGACACGCCUCAUCCGGAGCAGAAACAUGAGUUUAUGAGUCAAAUAUCCGACGUGUGCUGUGGUCGAAUUGGGGAUUUGAGAGCAGAUCCAGAGGUCCGACCGCCUGUGUGACUAGCGGUAACGAUAGCAGCAGCAGCAGCAUGCGUGUGAGUAACUGAAGCGCAUGCAUCCGAUCAGGGCACGGACUGUCGGAACCGAGUCAAGCCGUGGAGCACACGAUCUCAAGCUCACGGGCUCAUCGAUCAUCAUCCGCUACAUGUGACCGAACCGAAGUGGCCGAACCCAUCUGUAGCUUCACCAACGGGCUGCGCGUUAGCACGGCAGGUCAGUACAGAAUGGCUCCUCAUGUGGACGCGGCCCGGAAACUGGCCUGGAUUUUACUGAAGUCACUGCUCCGUUUUACCUUUAUGUUUGUCAAUAACUGUGUCGCCAUCCCAUCCUACUGCCUAUACCUGAUAGUCCUGCAGCCUCUAAGAGUUCUGAAUGCCCACACGUUCUGGUACAUUGAAGGGGUGAUGUUCAGGUGGUUACUGGCGAUGGUGGCGUCUUGGGGCUGGUGUGCAGGCUACACAGUGACAGAAUGGGGUGAUGAUGUGAGAGCGAUGUCUGAAGAUGAAGCCAUGGUUAUAGUCAACCAUCAAGCUACUGGAGAUGUGUGCACCCUAAUGAUGUGCUUGCAGGACAAGGGCACGGUUGUACAAAAGAUGAUGUGGUUGAUGGACCAUGUUUUUAAAUAUACCAAUUUUGGGCUCGUGUCUCUGAUUCAUGGAGAUUUCUUCAUUAGGCAGGGCAAAGCACAUCGAGAAAAACAGCUAGUUUUCCUGAAGGAUCACCUGGACAAGUAUUACUACAGUAGAGACAGGAAGUGGAUUGUGCUGUUUCCUGAGGGCGGGUUCUUAAGAAAGAGGCGAGAGACAAGUCAGUCCUUUGCCAAAAAGAAUGACUUGCCUUACUUGACUCACGUAACACUGCCACGGUUGGGGGCCACACAGAUUAUCCUGAAGAGCUUGGGACCCCAGCAGGAAAACGGUAUCCUGGGAACAGAAGGAAGUCUGCCAGAUCAAUGUAACAGAUCUAAAGGACUACAGUGGGUAAUAGAUAUGACCAUAGCAUACCCUAAUGCAAGACCCAUGGACAUUCAGACAUGGAUUUUUGGCUAUAGAGAUCCAACAGUCACACACGUGCACUACAGGACAUACCCUAUAAAGGACGUCCCAUUAGAGCCAGAAGCGCUUACAGAUUGGCUGUAUCAGCGAUUCGUGGAAAAGGAGAAACUUCUGGCUCACUUCUACAAGACAGGAACUUUCCCUCCACAAGAUGGCCAAAAGGAGAUCGCUUCCCGAAAUAUGACCCUUGACAACGUUUGGCUGUUUUUUGUGCAAACGUUUGCCUUCGCCUCAGGCUACAUAUGGUACAUCAUUCUACAUCACAUCUACUACUGGUUCUUCUGACAGAUCUGAGGAGACCCUGACACGCGGGAUAAAGAAGGGAUAAAGCCAGAGACCAAGAGCCCCGUUUGCCAUUCUCCUCUGCUGGAUGGUUGAAUGUACCCUGCAGAUCGACUCUAGUUGCUGUUUUCGAUCGUAACCCCCACCCCCCCAUCCUUCGAACAGACACAUCCACCCAAUCCCAACUGCCUGCGCAGACAUGUGUCUAUCCUUUAGUUUUGCAUAGAACCAGUACAUGUUUACACAUGCGCGCUCACAUGCAGAGAGAAGAUUAUGCACAUCUCAAUGUUUACCCAUGCACAUGUGGACACACCUUUUAUUUUUUCUUCUUUUUUUACUUACAAUCAAAAUUAGGCUCAGGAAUAAGCCAGAGAUAGAUCUGUUUUGUCCUCGCAUUUCCAUGUCCUGCCACAUGAGCUUCCCUGCCCUUUUUAUCAUUAUGAGACGAACUCCCAAAUAGGAUGACUGAAUUUUUCAGAGACUGCUGUCCUCUUUGGAAGAGCCUCCUCUGGCUUUCAUUGCACUAUGAAUCCUUGUUUGCUCCCAUUCUGUGUCCCCCCAGGAGACCCUCGGUGUGAGCCGCCCUCAUGUCAUUUCUCCCAUGUGGCCGUUUUGUCUCAUGUCGACUGGAUGCUGUUUUCUGUAUGUAUUGUCAGUAUUGCGUGAUGGUAGAAUGAUUGUGAUGUUUACACUGACUGGGCACCUAUAGUUUGAAAAGGAAAUGUAAUCUUUUUUUGAUGAUGUUGGGGGGAUUUUGAAGAAGAAUCUAUGUAAAACAAUAACUGGGCCAGAUUAUGGUAUCCUUUGAAGGACUUUACACAAUCAACGCCAUACAGACACAUCCAGGUGCACCACGCAACUGUCACACAACCGAUUCAAUAGGACAAAUAACCUUCAUCCAAAGUUUUACAAAUAUUUAAGCCAUAUGCUUAUAUCUU